UUUCUCCUUGUGUUUGGUUGCUUGAUUUUGUCCGUGUUUUCUACUAUUCCUGAACACACAAAACUUGCCUCUGGUUGUCUCUUCAUUUUGGAAUUUGUCAUGAUUGUUGUCUUUGGUUUGGAAUUUAUUAUUCGUAUCUGGUCUGCUGGGUGCUGUUGUCGAUACCGAGGAUGGCAAGGAAGACUGCGCUUUGCGAGGAAACCAUUCUGUGUAAUAGACAUCAUUGUUCUCAUCGCUUCAAUAGCAGUUGUUUCUGCAAAAACUCAAGGUAACAUUUUUGCAACAUCAGCACUGAGAAGUCUUCGUUUCCUACAGAUCCUUCGUAUGGUGCGCAUGGACCGAAGAGGAGGCACUUGGAAAUUAUUAGGUUCUGUAGUUUAUGCACAUAGCAAGGAAUUAAUCACAGCCUGGUACAUAGGAUUUUUAGUACUCAUCUUUUCAUCUUUCCUGGUUUAUUUGGUGGAAAAAGAUGCAAAUACUGAAUUCUCCACAUAUGCAGAUGCUCUCUGGUGGGGCACAAUCACAUUGACAACCAUUGGCUAUGGAGACAAAACUCCUCUUACUUGGCUUGGAAGGUUGCUUUCUGCAGGAUUUGCUCUACUUGGCAUUUCUUUCUUUGCACUACCUGCUGGCAUCCUUGGCUCAGGAUUUGCGUUGAAAGUGCAGGAGCAGCAUCGUCAGAAACACUUUGAGAAAAGAAGGAAUCCAGCUGCAAGUCUAAUUCAGUGUGUAUGGCGUAGUUAUGCUGCUGAUGAGAAAUCGGUUUCCAUUGCUACCUGGAAGCCUCAUUUGAAGGCCUUGCAUACCUGCAGCCCUACAAAAAAAGAACAAGGGGAAUCUUCUAGCAGUCAAAAGCUAAGUUUCAAGGAGCGGGUCCGGAUGGCCAGCCCACGAGGUCAAAGCAUAAAAAACAGACAAUCUUCAGUCGGAGAUCGCCGGUCACCAAGUGCUGACAUUGCCACCGAGGGCAGCCCAACCAAAGUCCAGAAGAGCUGGAGUUUCAAUGACAGAACCCGCUUCAGGCCCUCGCUGCGGCUCAAGAGCUCCCAGCCCAAACCCAUGGUCGAUGCUGACACCAGUCUUGGAACAGAUGAUGUUUAUGAUGACAAAGGGUGCCAGUGUGAUGUGUCUGUAGAAGAUCUCACCCCUGCCCUUAAAACUGUUAUUAGAGCUAUCAGAAUUAUGAAGUUUCAUGUUGCAAAGAGGAAGUUUAAGGAAACACUUCGCCCAUAUGAUGUCAAAGAUGUCAUUGAACAGUAUUCAGCAGGUCAUCUAGACAUGUUAUGCAGGAUUAAGAGUCUUCAGUCACGUGUUGAUCAAAUUCUCGGGAAAGGACAAAUCACAGCAGAUAAAAGAAGCAGAGAAAAGAAUCCUGCAGAGCAUGAGACAACUGAUGAUGUCAGCAUGUUAGGGCGGGUUGUCAAAGUGGAGAAACAGGUACAAUCCAUUGAGUCAAAACUGGACUGUCUAUUAGAUAUUUAUCAACAAGUUUUGAGAAAAGGAUCUGCAUCUGCACUCACUUUGGCUUCAUUUCAAAUGCCAGCUUUCGAGUGUGAGCAGACUUCUGAUUAUCAAAGUCCAUCAGACAGCAAAGAUUUGUCUAAUUCUGCACAACUUAGUGGAUGCGUAUCCAGAUCAGCUAGUGCCAAUCUGCCUCGUGGCCUACAGCUUAUACUGACACCAAAUGAAUUUAGCACUCAGGCUUACUAUGCUUUUAGUCCAGCUAUGCAUAGUCAAGCAACACAAGUGCCAAAUGAUGGACCUGCAACAGUUAAUAAUACAUCAAACCAAAUAAACCAGACAACUAAGCCAGCAACUCCGACAACAUUACAAAUACCACCUUUCUCAUCGAUGAAGCAUGUCAAUAGGCCUGAGCCCAUUCAUAUUAUUCCUGUAACCACACAGGAAAAUAUUUCUAAUGUCACCGCUUGCCUUGUUGCAUCAAAGGAUAAUGGACAAGUUGCACAGCCCAGUGCGACAAAGGAUCUCACAUGGAGAAAAAGUCUGGAUACAGAAGGGGAACCUUUGCUCUCAGUUAAACCUGUGGUGCAAAUGGAUUUAGGAAAAUCUUUAUCUGUACAAAACCUUAUACAGUCAACAGAAGAACUGAAUAUACAGAUUGCUGGCAGUGACUCCAGUGGUUCCAGAGGUAGCCAAGAUGUAUACUCCAAAUGGAGGGAGUCAAAAUUAUUUAUAACGGAUGAAGAGUUGGAGACAGAGGCAGGGACAGAGACUACUGAAGCCAUCUCGCGCCCAUUAGUGGAAACAACUCUCUCUGCUGACUCUCUAAGGACUGGAAUAUCAAGAUCAUCUCAAAACAUCUGCAAGCCAGGGGAUGGUACAGAAGCACUCAAUCUGCUCCAUGUCAAACUUAAAUAACUUCUGGCUUUCUUCACUGGCUGGGUCAUUCCUCUAGUCAUACAUAUCAUAGCAUGAACUGUUUUGAAAGCCUUUUUAAAAAGAUAAAAUCACAAAAAUCAGGAUGAAUCUGCAAAGCAGUUGAAUGAGCCCAUAUUUCUUAGUUGCAUGAAAAUGCAUGUCUAAGCAAUGGCUAACAUCCAAAUUUACACCUACAGUACAGCAGCCUUUCAUGUGGUACAGUAGGUUUAAAUAAUGAGUUGCCUACAAAGCUAAUGCUGCAGGAUGUAUCAAAAAACAAAAAUUUGAGCAUUUAGACCUUGUGCUGUUUCUACGGGGCAGAAGUAAAAAUCUUAAGGUUUAAAGCACUUUGCUUCUGAACUAAUUAAAUAUAUAUAUAUAAUGUCCUGAUUUAGAUGAUAGUUUAUGUUUACAACAAAAAGAUUAUCUACAGCUGCUAGCAAGGUACCAAGGAAAUGAGUAACAUGGGGUUAGAAAUGGCUGCCUGUCGCAAGAUACACACAUUAACUCAUCAGUAAUCAGUUAUUUUUAGCUCUGAAGAACAGUAUGUUAUUAUCUGAUUUUUGGUGAUCUAGUGCUGUGGCAGAAGUAUCUGACACACCACUGUCACAUUGUUCUUUAUAACAAGAACUAUUUUGUUAUAGAAGAAUUGUGUUUUAAAGAUUGAGUCUGGCCUUAGAAGUGGAUAAUGUGGGUGACUGCACUGAAAAUUCAAAGGAAUCUCUCCUUCUUCCAGUCUCAUUGAGAAGCUGACUUGUGAAUCUGUACCAUUUUGGCCACAGUAGGUGAGGAAGGAAGCAGAUGCUGCCUUUUCUGUAGAAGCAAUAUUUCCUUCUUGUGAAAAUUUUGGCAAUUUUCUUUGCAGUCCCAACCUGAUACUAUGACAGCAUUUUCAUAAGGCUGGGCAAGAAGGGAAGAUGAGGAACUGAAAUACAGAUUAAAACUAAAGAGUACAGAACAGGAGGGAGAAAUACUACACAAUCAAUAGAAAAAUAAAUAAAUGAUAUUGUGGAUUUAGGUAGGCAGGAAGGGAAAUCAUCCCAGAAAAUAAAACAAGAAAGGUAAAGAAGGAAAAAGUUACUUUUUUUUUCAUAGAU
This is a messenger RNA of Cyanistes caeruleus (blue tit), 3476 nucleotides long. The record is from RefSeq and is a predicted model, not a curated record. Lineage: Eukaryota; Metazoa; Chordata; Aves; Passeriformes; Paridae.